Molecule: messenger RNA, 390 nt
Organism: Haemonchus placei
Lineage: Eukaryota; Metazoa; Nematoda; Chromadorea; Rhabditida; Trichostrongylidae
Source: the annotation of a GenBank genome assembly
GUUUUUGCCCGAUAUGCAUCAAUAUGCCAGCAGAACGGUCUGGUGCCGAUGAUCGAACCGGAGAUUUUGACCGAUGGAUCCCAUGACCUAGCAACCUGCCAGAGGACUACGGAAUUAGUGCUGUCUUACUGUUAUCGGGCACUAAACGAUCAUCAUGUCUACUUGGAAGGAACUCUGUUAAAGCCAAAUAUGGUGACUGCAGGACGAGAUUUCGAAGGGCCAAAACCGACAUCGGAGGAUAUUGCAAACGCGACUGUUACAGCGUUACUACGAACUGUACCUCCAGCUGUACCCGGUAUAAUGUUCCUUUCAGGGGGACAAUCCGAAGAAGAGGCCACAUUGAAUUUGAAUGCAAUGAACCAGGUGACUAGGCCUAUACGGAUUACAUGA